AUGAGUCCGGCUGUAGAGGCUCAGGCCCGGGAUGCCAUAGAGGCACAGAAGAAGGAAAUGCAAAUGGAACAACAGCAGAUCUGUGUGGAAAAAGGGGUGAUGCUUGAGCCCUUUGUGCAUCAGGUGGGGGGUCACUCCUGUGUGCUGCGAUUCGGGGAGCAGACCCUUUGCAAGCCUCUAAUCCCACGAGAGCAUCAGUUUUACAAAAGCUUGCCUUCUGCGAUGAGGAGGUUCACCCCACAGUACAGAGGUGUGGUGUCGGUGAGCUUUGAGGAAGAUCAGGAAGGGAAUCUUUGUCUGAUUGCUUAUCCUCUGCACAGCGAUCCCGCUGAUCUGGAGAACAAGGGCCCUAUAACUGACGACGAGCCCAAGACAGAGUAUGAUAAAUUGAGCAAAAUGAUGACUUCUACACUGCUUGUGGACAGUGAAAACUACAUAGAUGAUCAUCGCCCCUCAUGUAAAGAUAACGAGAAAAGUGUCCAGGAACGAGCAGAGGAGGUGGAGCGAGAAUGGCUUCAACAGGAGGUGCUGCAGUAUCAGCUGGAGCGCAGUCACAGUGACGCAGCCCCACAGCUGGAGCACAAUCCCUGGAGCCUCAAGUGUCACCAGCAGAAUCUGCAGAGGAUGAAGGAGAACGCCAAGAAACACGACCAGUACAAGUUCAUUCUGUUGGAAAACCUUACAUGGAAGCACACUGUCCCAUGUGUGUUGGAUUUGAAGAUGGGCACUCGGCAGCAUGGGGACGACGCCUCGGAGGAGAAGAAAGCUUUGCACAUGCGCAAGUGCCAGCAAAGUACCUCAGCCUCCAUAGGGGUCCGGCUCUGUGGCAUGCAGGUGUACCAGUCUGACACGGGCCAGCUAAUGUUCAUGAACAAAUACCACGGGCGUAAGCUAACUCCAGCCGGAUUCAAAGAGGCUCUUUUCCAGUUCUUCCACAGUGGUCUGCGGCUGCGGCGGGAGCUGCUAUCCCCUGUCUUGCAGAAGCUCUGUGACAUGAAGUGUGCUCUGGAAGACUGUGAGUCCUACCGCUUUUUCUCCAGCUCCCUGCUGAUCAUCUACGACGGAGCGGCCCACAGGAUGCAGGUGCACAGAGGGUCCAAGCAUGGGCUGUCGGAAGAAGAGGAGGAGGAUGAAGAGGAGCAUGUUCAAAUGAGGCCAUUUGCACCGACCACAAUGUGGAUGUCCGGAUGA
Messenger RNA from Knipowitschia caucasica, 1191 nucleotides. Lineage: Eukaryota; Metazoa; Chordata; Actinopteri; Gobiiformes; Gobiidae. The record is from the annotation of a GenBank genome assembly.